This is a messenger RNA of Galleria mellonella (greater wax moth), 349 nucleotides long. RefSeq names its product kunitz-type serine protease inhibitor 2-like. The record is from RefSeq and is a predicted model, not a curated record. The coding region runs from base 87 to 335 and encodes 82 amino acids. Gene Ontology annotation, molecular function: serine-type endopeptidase inhibitor activity. Lineage: Eukaryota; Metazoa; Arthropoda; Insecta; Lepidoptera; Pyralidae. The transcript has 3 exons.
UACCGUGACGUAUCCAUCGUGCAAGAUAAAUAUGUUUGUUUGAGAUAUAUUCUAUUCAGAUUCGACCCGAUCAUUUGUGUUACAACAUGAAACUCUUUGUGAUACUGUUCGUUCUGGUUUCUGUUCUCAAUUCUAGUUAUGGAGAAGAAGAAGAGAAUAGAGAUCCCUGCCAAUUUCCAAUAGAAAGUGGCAUGUGCUUUGGAUAUACAGAAGUCUACGGUUACAAUGUUACAAACAAUGAAUGUAGAUUGUUUGUCUAUGGUGGUUGUAUGGGGAACGAGAAUAGAUUUAACACUAAGGAGGAAUGUGAGAAAACAUGUUUGAAUAAUGAAUAAACGAUAAUCAAUUA